AUGAAGAUGAAACCUCAUUGCUACCAUAUUUACCACCGCUCCUCAACCAGUAUUUAAACACAUGCCACGUUUUCUACUCGUCUGAUUUCAGUCUGAAAUUUCGUGCAGGCUGACAAUUUUUAAUUUAGCAGAGUGAGAGAGGGAGAAACCAAAACUUUCUUUUCUUGUUCCUCAAGGCUCAAAAUCUGCAAUAUAAUAAUAUUUAAAAACCAUUGCAAUAAAAUAUCAAGCAACCUUUUUCAUUUUCAGUCUGAAACGUUGCCGCUCCUGAGAUCGUGUACCAAGUGACUUGCCUCAGCCUUGCUGCCGCCGCCGCCACCAUUCUUCUUCAAACGCUGCUUCAACUAUCGGUAAUCUAAUAAUCAUUUACCAGGUAGAGGUAAAUACUAGCAUCAACGAUAUUCGGCUUAAGUUUCAAGUCGAUUUCAGUGCCAGAGGAACCCAAGGGGUAUCAGCUCCUUUGACUGGUACUCUGAAAUGGCACUAGCAAGGUUUUCAAGGAGUGGGUUGAGACGAUCUGGAAGUGCCAUUUGCAGUUAUGCCGAUGAGAGGACUGUACCAUUUGAGAGGGGAUCAGUGCAAGAGAGCCCUUCAACUUACAUGCGAAAUGUCAGAGGAGGAAGCAAUUUCUCGUACCUCUCAAACAUCGAAAAGGUAGAUUACUCUUGUAUGUGGAUCAGAGGAAUGAGGAUGACCCCUCAAUAUCAUUUCGCUCAUGCACAAAGUGUCAUGGAAGGGUAUGAUUCAGAGUAUGAAAGCACCAGGUAUCCCACUCUGGAAGCCACAAAGCCGGGCGAAAAACCUAGAGUGGUUGUUCUUGGCUCUGGCUGGGCAGCGUGUAGAUUCCUUAAGGGGCUUGAUACCAAGAUAUAUGAUGUUGUUUGCAUAUCACCGAGGAAUCACAUGGUUUUCACUCCUUUACUUGCAUCAACCUGUGUUGGUACUCUGGAAUUCCGUUCAGUUGCUGAGCCUGUCAGUCAGAUUCAGAAAGCACUAGCAAAGGAUCCUAAUUCUUAUUUCUUCCUGGCUUCCUGUACUGGCAUUGACACAGAAAAGCAUGAGGUGUAUUGUCAGUCUGUUGAAAAUGGUGCACUGCAUCACGAGCCCUACCAGUUUAAAGUAGCAUAUGACAAACUUGUCAUUGCUUCUGGAGCUGAGCCCUUAACCUUUGGCAUUAAGGGAGUUAAGGAACAUGCUUUUUUUCUUCGAGAAGUGAAUCAUGCACAAGAAAUAAGGAAGAAACUUCUAUUGAACCUCAUGCUCUCUCAAAACCCAGGCAUUACAGAAGAAGAAAAGGAGCGCCUCUUACAUUGCGUUGUUAUUGGGGGAGGUCCUACUGGGGUGGAGUUUAGUGGUGAAUUGAGUGAUUUUAUAAUGAGAGAUGUACGCCAACGAUAUGCUCAUGUGAAAAACUACAUUCGUGUUACUCUCAUUGAGGCGAAUGAGAUCUUGUCAUCAUUUGAUGUUGGAUUACGACAGUAUGCCACAAAGCACUUGACCAAGUGUGGUGUUCGCCUUGUAAGAGGUGUUGUAAGAGAGGUGUACCCUAAGAAAAUAGUCCUCAGUGACGGAAGUGAUGUUCCAUAUGGUCUCCUUGUCUGGUCUACAGGAGUUGGUCCGUCUGAGUUUGUAAAGUCACUAGAUCUGCCCAAGUCUCAGGGUGGAAGAAUUGGUAUUGAUGAAUGGCUGCAAGUUCCUUCUGUUGAUGAUGUGUUUGCACUUGGAGAUUGUGCUGGUUUCCUUGAACAAACAGGGAGGCAAGUACUUCCAGCACUAGCGCAGGUAGCAGAAAGGCAAGGGAAGUAUCUAGUUGAGUUGUUCAGUAAAAUCGGCACAAAAAAUGGUGGCAAGGCACUAUCCAUGAAAGACAUUCCUUUGGGGGAGCCCUUUGUCUACAAGCAUCUUGGAAGCAUGGCAUCUGUAGGUCGGUACAAGGCAUUGGUUGAUCUUCGCCAGUCCAAGGAUGAGAAGGGCAUAUCCAUGGCAGGCUUUUUGAGCUGGCUAAUGUGGCGCUCGGCUUAUCUCACUCGUGUGGUGAGUUGGAGGAACAGGUUUUACGUGGCUGUGAACUGGGCUACCACAUUAGUCUUUGGCAGAGACAAUUCAAGAAUAGGAUGAACCUAGUAAAAUCAUUUUAUGUCGAAAUAGUAGUCAGGUAAUUUAUUUUUUUUAACCGCAGGCACCUUUUAAGUUUUAGCUAACUUUAGACUACUACUAUCAAUUAUUUACCAUAGUUAUAUCAUGUUAAAGCAGCCAAUCAGGGCGGAAAAUUUUGAGAUGUGGGUUGGAAAUGGUUAAAUUUACGGUAUCAAGCA
Molecule: messenger RNA, 2315 nt
Organism: Coffea arabica (coffee)
Lineage: Eukaryota; Viridiplantae; Streptophyta; Magnoliopsida; Gentianales; Rubiaceae
Product: internal alternative NAD(P)H-ubiquinone oxidoreductase A1, mitochondrial-like
Cellular component (GO): mitochondrion
Molecular function (GO): NADH dehydrogenase activity
Source: RefSeq, a predicted model, not a curated record